UUUUUGGAUUUUAAUAUUUUAAUUUUUUCCUUAAGGUACAACAUGAAGACUUUUGCUUUCGUCGCCCUUUUGGCCCUGGCCAGCGCCACCGCCUUGCCACAAACUUAUGAUGUGGAAUCGAGGAGGGACGUAGUGCAAGUUGUUCUUGACAUCGUCGAACGUGCAAGCCAAUGGCUACAAAAUCGUGGAUUAGACCCUUACGUUAUGGAUCGCGUUGAGGGCCAAUACUCAUUUCCUAUCGCUGGAUUAUUCACAGCUCGCGGCUCUGUGACCGACCUGUCCGUGAUUGGUGCCAGCAACAUCGUUGUCAACGACAUUGGCUUCUCUCUGAUCACACAAAAGCUGACCUUUGACGUUGGCAUUCCUGAAAUCAGCGCUUCUCUUGGUCUCGCAGAAGGACAAGUUUCAAUCUUGGGCCGUCCUCCCCGCAGUGGUCUGGCAUCGGGAAGGCUCUCGGUCAAGAACUUCCGCAUCACCGGUGACGUAGUAGUCGAUGUGUCUGGAGACAGCGUCGCCAUUAGCGACCUUGUUGUCGCUGCUCGUCUUGGCGGCAUUGAGUCCGGCAUUCACGUGAACAUCAUCGGUUACGACGUGUCUACUUACGUCAACAACUUCCUCAGCAACACUCUCCCCAACCUUCUUCAAGACAACUCUGACUACGUCAACAGGGCUAUUCGUAGGGCCAUCUUGUACGUGCUCGAUCGGAUUUUGUAAGAGGAGUCGUGAAAUGAAUAUGCAAUAA
Messenger RNA from Papilio xuthus (Asian swallowtail), 742 nucleotides. RefSeq lists its product as uncharacterized. The transcript is spliced from 7 exons. The coding region runs from base 43 to 714 and encodes 223 amino acids. The record is from RefSeq and is a predicted model, not a curated record. Lineage: Eukaryota; Metazoa; Arthropoda; Insecta; Lepidoptera; Papilionidae.